Molecule: messenger RNA, 567 nt
Organism: Oncorhynchus mykiss (rainbow trout)
Lineage: Eukaryota; Metazoa; Chordata; Actinopteri; Salmoniformes; Salmonidae
Gene: cyba
Product: cytochrome b-245 alpha chain
Molecular function (GO): heme binding
Source: RefSeq, marked provisional
AUGGGGAAAAUAGAAUGGGCUAUGUGGGCCAAUGAACAGGCUCUGGCGGCGGGGCUCAUUCUCCUUACUGGUGGUAUAGUGGGGGUGGCUGGCCAGUUCAGGGACUGGGAGUUUGCUGCUUAUGCUAUAGCUGCAGGGGUGUUUGUCUGUCUACUAGAGUACCCAAGGGGCAAGAGAAACAAGGGCACCAGCGUAGAAAGGACGGGUCAGUACUGCUUCACUGUCUGUGUGAAGUCAUUCGGCCCACUGACCAGGAACUACUAUGUCAGAGCGUUUCUACAUGCAGCGAUCUGCGUUCCUGGUGGUUUCAUCCUUGCAACGGUUCUUGGCUGUGUCUGCCUCGGCAUAGCUAGCCUCAUCUACCUUGCGGCGGCCAUCCGAGGGGAGCAGUGGGAGCCCAUCCUGCCCAGGAAGGAGAGUGCCCGUAAGCCGGUGGGAGAGAGCAUCAAGCUCCCUCCCCAGAACCCUCCACCACGCCCACCCGCAGAGAUGCGCAGGAAACGGGCAGAGGACCUGGAGGCGGCUGCCUAUGUCAACCCCAUCGCUGUCACUGCCAAUGAUGACUAG